AAGUUUCUUUUUUCUUCCGGUUUAUUCUCGGUCUGUCUGAAAACUGACUGAGUCAUAGAAAUAGAAUCGUCUCCAAAGUCUAAACUCUGGUUAAUGUGCUGUGAUAUAUAUUUUAAACGAAUGGGAAUUUAAAUCAGGCACAGGCACGAAGAGGUGAAGGACCAUCAGGACCUGGUUUUGACACUCGGCGGAGAACGGCGGAGAAGGGCGGUGCCGGUCUACAAAAGUCACUAUUUCGUCUUGAUCAGCGGAAAGAGGCCAAGGGAGUGUCCGCCUCACAGCUCGUGUUCGGAGGCAUAUAUGAAGUUCGAGUCGCUCCGGUUCUGAGUCGCGGACAUGGAUGGACACUCGAGUUCCGGGCCCGUCACGGUGCUGCUGCUCGCCGCCCUCACGAGCUUCGCGCUGGGCCAAGGUUCACUGUACUUCGAGGAGGGAAAACCCCUGGUCCUGACUCCUCCGGAUCACGGAACUGUCAUCACCAGCGUCGUUUGGACCCACAACACGGACCUGGUGGUGGAGUGGAUUAAGAAUAACCUGGUGUUCUACAGGUCGUUUCAAGGACGGACUGAACUGAACCAGAGCACCGCACAACUGACCGUCAACGACACCACGCAAAGCGACGGGGGAGAAUACAGGGUGGAGAUCAACAACGUGCAGCAGAGUCAAGUGUACACGGUUAAAGUGAUAAAGAAGGUGCCCAAGCCCUCGGUGGUGCUGAGGACCCCGUCAUGCAGCCCCACAUCCAGCAACUGCAACUUUACUUGUAAGGGAGACCCCGACGCGACUCAGCUCCUCACCUACAGCUGGAGGAAGGACUCAGGUGACCCAGAUAAGCUAGGUACGUGGGAGCCGGGGCUGCAGACCAUGAACCUCCUCCUCGACGACGUGAAGACGAAGGGUGUAAAACAGAUCUCCUGCAGGAUGAAGAACCCUGUCAGCGAAGAGGAGAGCGACCGUCUUGAUAACCCAAUGUACCCGAAGGACCUGGGAUCUUUGUCUUCAGGCGGGCUGGCUGCAAUUAUCAUCGUCGUGAUCCUUGUGGUCUUGGGACUUGGUGUGGGAGUUGUAUAUUGGCAGCGAGAAGCCAUCAAGAAAAAGUUCUGUGCAGGUACAGACACUGACUCUUCAAAUGCAGUCAGGUUUUCUUCUGUACCAAAAGAAGAUGGACAUUCUGUUAAUCAACCCCCGAAUGAAGACCAAUAACAUCAGUCUGCCUCUCUAUGAGACACAGAGCUGAAGAAAAAAUCCAAGAUUUGCCCCAAAAUGAACUGAGCUCUUCCUUAAGUCGCCCCCGCCCUCCUCUAAACUUCACAGGAUUCUGUUCAGGGGUUUCUUCGUGUUUAAAGAACAAACGCAGGUAAAACCACAACCUCUGUCCAGCUGAUGAAGCUCCAGCAUCACAUCUGGUCUCCGAACAACUCGACUGUUCAUCCCUGAAUUCUUCCUGUUGCAGAGGAAUUUCCUAUUUUUUUUAUAUAAAACCAAAACAGUAGAGCUGAGGGCAGAAACUGAGAUAUUUUAUAAUCUGACUAGAUUUUCUACUUUUUUUAAGCAACCACCUGUGUACAGGAUUUAGCUGCAUGGUCUUAAAAUUAUGAGCUGGGUGAGAUAAAUAAUUCAGUAACUGCCCUUCUCAAUUUAAAGUAGAAAGUGGUGGAAGAAAUUUAGCUUUUUUUUAAAUCAAAAAAGGGAAAACAACAGUUUAGAAACAUUAUUUAACUAUUAUAUGUAAAGUCAGGGAAUCUAAAUGAACUUGAGCUGCUUUAGACCUUCACUAAACUGAUAUUCAGAUGAAGUGUUCUGGAAGUUCUGUAUCUGAGAACAAAUGUCUGAGCCAGUGUCUCGCUGCAGCCUCUGAGUAAAAUGUCUUAAAUAAUAAUUUGUAUUGAAAUGUUGACGUGUUAGGUAGAGUUAGUCUGUUCAUAUCCCAGCAGACACAUUUCCAUGGACACCAAUAUUCUGACAUUAACCAUUAACUAUCAGAAUAAGGCACUGCAUGUAAAGGGCAUGUUCUGGUGAAUUGAGCCUGAAUGAGAUCAUACUCAGACUAAUCAAUUAUCAAACUAAGAACAAUGGAGUAUUCUGACUCUAGCCUCAUUAUGUUUAUAUGCUUAUCUCAUUAUAAUGUCCCAUUGGAGGUUUCACAGCAUUUUUUACCAUUGACAUGACAGUAUCGGGCAUUAAAUAAUUCCAGUUUGGAGUUUUAAAAUUCUAGUGGGAAUGUCAGACGAAUGACAGUGGACUCAAUGUUGACAUGUGACAUCAUCCGUGUAACAAGUCACCAGGAUUAUGAAGGGAAUAUUCUAUUAGCAACGAGGGCCAACAUUAUAUUCAUAUUUUGUCUUAUUCUGAAUAAGGCCAAAGUGAAUGUUUUGGUGUCCAUAUAAACGUAAGUACCAAAAUAAUAACUUCCUAAUUGAUAUGUUGAUGGAGUAAUCAGAGUAUUAUUGUGAUGGAAACUGGAAUCAGUAAUUCAAAGUUUUACUCCUGAGUAAAUGAUCUUCAUUACCUUCCACCGCUGCACAACUAUGACUGAACCAUGUAAAUUGAAGGUCAAGAUGGCAAAUGGUUUUGUAUUUAUAUAUUGAUUUUCUAGUCUUGAUGACCACUCAAAGCGCUUUACAGUACUGUUUUACAUUCACCAAUUCACACUCACAUUCAUACAGUGCAUCUACUCGCAGCACUUUGUUUAUCUAUGGGGGGCUAUUCAGGGUUCAGCAUCUUGCCCAAGGACACUUCGGCAUGCAGAUGGGUCAGACUAAGAAUCGAACCGCCGACCUUCAGGUUGGAGGACGACCACUCUAAAAAAAAAGAUUUCCUGGCUUAUUAUGUGCAGUCUUAUGUAUGUUGAUAACUACUGUUCCUUUCUUUUAUCAAUUUUUAUCCUUCACUCAAGGCAGAAUGAUUGAAUGUAUUUUUUAAAACGAGCUUGGAGUGAGUCAGAAUAAUUUUUCGGAUUAUUUUUACCACAAUAUGCAUGUACAGGGUCAAUGUGAAACAUUAAGACGCAUGUGUGUGAUUAAAUUCAACAACCAAGUCAUCAUCUAACUAUCACCAUGUCUUAUGCACUGACUGCUUCUGUGUAUUUAAAGUGAAUCCCUCUCUGCUCUGAAAAACAACCUCCUCUCUUAACAAAAUGGAAAUCUGUUACGGAAACUUCCAUUUUGUCUUUGUUAUUUAUAGUUUCUCACAUUUAAAAUGUUUGAAGCUGUAGAGUUGUGUGCCUUCAAAAUAAAAUGUAUUUUGUUGAUAAUAUAAAA
Molecule: messenger RNA, 3260 nt
Organism: Platichthys flesus (European flounder)
Lineage: Eukaryota; Metazoa; Chordata; Actinopteri; Pleuronectiformes; Pleuronectidae
Exons: 1
Coding region: 337-1203 (288 amino acids)
Source: RefSeq, a predicted model, not a curated record